Ananas comosus (pineapple) is the source of this 1783-nucleotide messenger RNA. RefSeq names its product MLO-like protein 4. The coding region runs from base 39 to 1571 and encodes 510 amino acids. The transcript has 15 exons. Gene Ontology annotation, biological process: defense response. Gene Ontology annotation, cellular component: membrane. NCBI's taxonomy places the organism in Eukaryota, Viridiplantae, Streptophyta, Magnoliopsida, Poales, Bromeliaceae. The record is from RefSeq and is a predicted model, not a curated record.
AAGAAGAAGAAGAGGAAGAAGGGGAGGAGAGAGGAAGAAUGGGGGAGGGUCGGUCGCUGGCGGAGACGCCGACGUGGUCGGUCGCCACCGUCACCACCGCCAUGGUCGCCGUCUGCUUCCUCGUCGAGCGCUCCAUCUCCCGUUUCGGAAAGUGGCUGAAGAAGACGAAGAGGAAGGCGAUGUUGGCUGCUCUGGAGAAGAUUCGCGAAGAGCUUAUGCUACUCGGGUUCAUAUCGCUAAUGCUGAGCCAGACGGCGAGGUGGAUCUCCGAGAUCUGCAUGCCAUCGUCUCUCUUCUCUAGUCGUUUCUAUACCUGCUCCAAGAAUGACUUUGAAGAUCUAUUGAGUGGCGACACCGAGUCAGGCCUUUCAAAUCAAACAACACUUGCCAAGACCUUCUAUGGUGGCUCACCUCCACAUCAGUGUAGUGAGGGUCAUGAACCAUUUGUUUCACUCGAAGGCCUUGAGCAGCUACACCGCUUCUUGUUUAUUCUUGGGAUUACUCAUGUUUUGUAUAGCUUCGUCACGGUUGUAUUAUCCAUGUUUAAGAUAUACAGCUGGAGGAAAUGGGAAAACCAAGCCUAUCCUCUAUCUAGUCAGGAUUUGCAAGCUAGGAGAAGUAAAAUGAUGAGAAGGCAGUCCACAUUUGUUUUUCAUCAUACAUCUCAUCCGUGGAGCAAGAACAAGAUCCUUAUUUGGAUGCUCUGUUUCAUACGCCAAUUUAAGGGCUCUAUCACAAAGUCAGACUAUAUGGCUCUGCGUUUGGGCUUCAUAACUAAUCAUAUGCUGCCGCAUUCUUAUGAUUUCCACAAAUACAUCGUGCGGAGCAUGGAAGACGAUUAUCACGGAAGUGUCGGCAUCAGCUGGCCACUCUGGGUGUACGCCAUAAUAUGCAUUUUUGUAAAUAUUCAUGGUCUUAAUAUCUACUUCUGGUUAUCCUUUGUCCCUGCUAUCUUGGUCAUGCUGGUGGGGACGGAGCUUCAACACGUGGUCGUUCAAUUAGCUUUAGAGGUUGUUGAGGCAACGGGGCCGUGUGUUGGGACACAGCUGAAGCCGCGUGAUGAUCUCUUUUGGUUUGGGAAGCCGGAAAUCCUCUUGUGGCUAAUACAAUUUAUCUCGUUUCAGAAUGCAUUUGAGAUGGCAACACUUAUUUGGUCGCUGUGGGAAUUAAGUGCACAGGCAUGUUUCAUGAAGAACCAUUACAUGGUCAUAAUUCGCUUGGUUUCAGGGUUGCUAGUUCAAUUUUGGUGCAGCUACUGUACACUGCCUCUUAAUGUGAUUAUUACUCAGAUGGGAUCUAAGUUCAAGAAAUCUUUGAUAUCCGAGAGCGUGCGGGAGUCGCUCCACAGUUGGUGCAAGAGAGUCAAAGGGAAGGCUAAGCGCGACUCGUCGUCGCUCUCGCGGCUCGAAACCGUUAGGUCGACGUGCUCGUUGGAGUCGACCGUCUACGAAACGGAUGAAACGAACACGGUCGGCACGUUGUCGAGAACCAUUUCGAGGGCCUCUUUAGACGAGCUCGCCACCACCGCCACCGUCGACGAGGAGCCGGCACAAAGCAAACCUCACCUCUAAUUGUAAGCAUUGCUAGAAAAAUCCAUAGGUUAUGUGCAAACAUCUCCACAAAGGAGAUUUCGACCCUCUCAGCUAACAUAUUAUUUGAUUUUAGAAAAUUUCAUGUGGUUGAAGAUACACAAGUAUUUUGUUGAAGUAACAGAAUGUUCUGUAGUUCCAUCGAAAAUGUUACAAACAUGAUUACCUUUUGAUAAUUUAUUUAAGAUAAAAAA